Molecule: messenger RNA, 3477 nt
Organism: Aspergillus pseudotamarii
Lineage: Eukaryota; Fungi; Ascomycota; Eurotiomycetes; Eurotiales; Aspergillaceae
Exons: 3
Coding region: 489-3008 (839 amino acids)
Source: RefSeq, a predicted model, not a curated record
UUUCUCCCGGGCCUGGUGGCUGUGUCACCUGUCUUCUCUCUCUCUUUCUAUCUUUCUUUCUUUUCUUUUCUUUUUCUCUGUGCUGCCUUCCAUCGCCUUCUGGUUGUUGUACUAAUCCCCUCUGUUAUCUACUUUUUAGUUGUUAAUCUUAAUUCUUAAUCCUAAUAAACCUCGUCGCGCCUCGUUGCUUGUUCUUGUUUUCCCUCUCCUUCAAUUCCGUCUGCCCUUUCCCGCUUGGCUGGGUUCGCAUUGACCGUGGAUUUGCUUUGCGACGGCAGUUAAAUUUCACCUCGACUUAGGAAUUAAACUUAUCCCUCGAUUCCAGUGACGCACCGUUCUAGCCCUUCUUCAGACUCGGGCACGUUCUCACCCAUGAUAUUGGUUUAAUUGGUGGUUCUCCCCCCGACCCGCCAACUCGAUCACCACACGCUUCUGGGCUCGGCUUUGAACGCCGUUGAGCACGAACCAAACAGAUUUAACUUGGAAGCAUGUUACACGGUUCCUCUACGGAGGAUGUCCGGCAUCACAGGCCGCCUCCACCGGCGAUUCCACCGUCGCCGACUUUAUCGAACCCGGAUAUGAUCCUACCAUAUGAAGGCGAGCGCGAAUCCUCCACUCCUUCUCCGCCAUUUAACCUCCCUUCCUUGUCCCAUCUCCAAUCGUUCUACAACAACGGACCUUUCGCCCAGGAUCACAACGGAAAUGGCGGUCCUAUGGCUUCUCACCGGUCCCAGAAAAAGCCUUUCCCGCGUCACAUUUGGCAACACGACGCUCUUGAUGCGAGUCGUCGCCUGUCGGAUAUCGGGGAGGAAGAUAUGUCGUCAACAUCGUCGGUAAGCGGAUUUGGGCCUCACUUGGAGGUCACGCAUAACCGCCGAUUGGCAGGCUCACCGGCCUCGCAGCGCACGGCAGAGGACACGGAGGCCAAGGAGACAGGAGGGUGCAGCAGCUCAUCUAGUUCUACAAUUAGUGGCGCUAGUGAGACAUCCUCAUUGGAGGGGGCCAAAAAUCGCCAGAAUGGACAGAGGGCCUCGCAAGAGAGUCGUGCCGUAGAACAGGACCAGUUACUUGAAGCGGUUCGCAUCAUGAAGGAGAAUGCCAUUGGCAGAGUGGUGGCGAAUACUGAGGAAGGAGGCCCUGGUGACGAACUAUCGUCGGUGAUUCUGAGCAGUGAAGCGGAAAGGAUUCUGGAGAAUGCAAAGAAACGGCUCACGCUCAUGGAAGGUAACUUGACUCGGGCUCGGUCUUCGAUGCGGACAUCGCCAUCACUUUCGGUGUCACCAACACCGUCCCCUGGCACCCAAGCGUUGGGGCUGGGUCAACCAGUUGGCGGCUUGUAUCAAUCGAUCUCCCGUGCGGACCGCAGAGCAUCGGCUCGUCCUCGUGCAACAUAUACCUCAUCCCAGGACACGAGUAACAAUCGUCAUUCCCGGGUAUAUAGCGAAACCCGUUUGCCGUCAGCAGACCAAUCGAGUCUCCCAACUGUCGAGCCAGACCUGUCCAGGUCCCUCAGUGCUCUAGGAUCGAGCAGUGUCUCGAACUUCAACAAUGAUGCACGAACAUUUCGUUAUGAUCCAAACAGAGCAUAUCUUACGCACCGUGCGUCGGUAUCAAAACCGCACUCCGCUCGUGCUUCUCCCUUGAACUUGCAAGAAGACAAUUCCGGUUCACCUAAUGGACUAGGAAUCUCAGCGGAAGACACAGAGGAUCAUACCUUGAACGCAGAAGACAUUUAUUCGGUCUACCCUGUGUCUGAUCCUCCAUCUCGGUCACAGUCGCAGCUACAAGUGAGAGAUCUCCAAGACCAGAUGAAGGGUUUGCACAUCAAGAUCUCCAGUCUGAAAGUGAAGGCACAGGAGGACAACCUACGUCGACGUAGCUUACAGAGUCUGCGAACCCCUAGUCCUUUCACGGCGGCAGAUAAGUACUUCACCAAUACAAUGGAGCUAAGAGAUAGUCACCUGCGACCCGGUGCGGGACGGAGUCCGAAUUACACUCCAGAGCCCCGAAGCAGUGGAGAAUACGAACACGCGCGAGACGGCAAUGAGGCUGUCACUAGCCAUUACGGAAGUGAGACAUCUAAUGCUAAUACAAAACCUCCACAACCAAAGGUCCUUGAACCCGUGGACGAAGAUGGGCGGUCGGUCAUUGAGAGCUUGUACGAAGACGCAGAGGAAGGCGAAUACAACUCCGACGACUCAUCUGACAUUGAUCGUGAGGCACUGAGUGAAAUAUUACGCGAGCCUUUGGAGGACUUUGAAGAUCUGGACGCAUUCCCAGCGGUCCCAAAUUCUGACUCUCGACCCCAUGAAGAACGUGAAGAUGCAUUUGACUACGAGAACUUCAUCCUUCACAGCGCCCUGGGAAACUAUUCAGCCAGGUUAAGGCGAACAAGCAAUGUCUCAACUUCGUCGGUCGAAACAACGCGGCCUAUCCAUGAUCGUCCUCACGUCCGUCACUCCCGCACGAACAGCGGGGCAUCCCUGUCCACCGUAGCAUCGUAUGCGACUGCGACUGAAGGAGACCACGACGACCUUGAAAGUGUCCUCUAUUGGGACAGGAGAUUUAAUGAUGAGUUACGUAGUAAUCAGCGUUAUACUUCUGGGCCUGCUGAUGAGAAGCGGCACUCAACUGACUCUGAAUCAGAGAUGGGAACGCCUCGCGCGGUCCGAAGACAGCCAAACAGCAGGAGCCGUGAGGAGGAAUAUCUUUCGACUCCCCGCCAAUCUAUGACUGGGUCUGCAACUCCGACAUCUCUGGUGUCCUCCCUCGUAUCCACUGUGCGAGCGGCGUCUAGUCCCCAUCCCAAGUCCGUGGCUAAUGGCAACAUGGGAAUCAAUGAGGACGACACACGCCUCUUGGAACAGUUGUUCAAGAGUUUGGGCGAUGUUUGCAUGGAUCUUCAGACAAUUACGACCUCCUCCGAUCCAGACCCCAAGCGCGUGCGUCAAUUGAGACGGCGAUUGGAUGCUGCUCGACGGGUGCUUGAUGGGGAGCUUGAUACGUAGGAGAUUCCACGGGAUGAAUUGCUUUAUUUGCAUGUUUUAGGCAUUUGAUGCGUUGCAUCAUCGAAAAUAGCUGGUCCCGAUGGCCCAGAGUUGACGGUGCUUUCUAGCGUUUCUUUCGCACGCGACAGUUGACCUCCAUGAUUUCUUUUGAUACUUGAUACCCAGCUGUUGAUAUCCUCGAACGUUGUCUUCUUGUUCGAUGCUGUACUUGUAAUGUGUGUAUAUAUAUGCCAUGUUUGGCUUGGGAGAAGCUUACUGAGAAGCCAUAUUUUGUGAUCUGGUAUCCUACUUUCGUAGUUCGACCUCUACUACCUCCAUACCUUAGUACUAGUAGUCAUUGAAUUACCCUUUUUGAUAGUCGAAUGAAAUCCGGCGUUUCCCCCCACCCGAACACGUGCCGACGCGGUGGAACCGCGAUUUACUCAGAUUGAAUUUGUUUACCCCUUCUGUCUAUGUUGCAGCGUCAGAG